AUGGAUUCCUCAAUCACUCUUUUUCAUAUCCCCGAUUAUGUUAAUGAAGUGAUCUCUCACUUGUUCGAUGAUCGUAAAGCACUUUUCUCUUGUGCUUUAGUUAGUCGUUUAUGGUGUAGAUCAGUUAUUCCUCUGCUAUGGAGUAAUGUCUUUAACAUUCAACUAUCUCAUAAUAAUAAAGAAAUAAAAAUUAUUCACACUUAUGUAAAAUGUCUCCCAGAAAUUCAAAAGUUAACCUUGAUAAACAAUAAUAUAAAUCUUCAAGAUUUAAAACCAGCACUAUUUGAUUAUCCGAAGUAUUUGCGGGUUUUGAAUUGUCUUGAUUUCGAUAAUGCGUUAUAUUCUUGGUAUAAUGCGACCAUUAAACCUGGUAUUGAUAUUACGGAAUUUCAAAACACAUUUCUUCAUU
Messenger RNA from Dentiscutata heterogama, 409 nucleotides. The record is from the annotation of a GenBank genome assembly. Lineage: Eukaryota; Fungi; Glomeromycota; Glomeromycetes; Diversisporales; Gigasporaceae.